This is a messenger RNA of Cyphomyrmex costatus, 948 nucleotides long. Its product is annotated as putative trypsin-6. The transcript has 7 exons. The coding region runs from base 1 to 948 and encodes 315 amino acids. The record is from RefSeq and is a predicted model, not a curated record. Gene Ontology annotation, molecular function: serine-type endopeptidase activity. NCBI's taxonomy places the organism in Eukaryota, Metazoa, Arthropoda, Insecta, Hymenoptera, Formicidae. Gene Ontology annotation, biological process: proteolysis.
AUGUGGGCCAUGUUAUUAGUGUAUCCACUGACGCUUCUGACGUUUCCGUGUUUCGUUCACAGCUCGCCAACUGAUCUUCCUAUUUCUUCUGGAGUAACCCUGCAGCCUAUUGGAUUAUCUAGUCGCAUAAUUAAUGGAACAAAAGCCGUUUUAAGGCAAUUUCCCCAUCAGGUGUCUUUAAUGCGCAGUUGGAAUAAAAAACAUUUUUGCGGUGGGAAUGUGAUUAGCACUUCUUUAGUCUUAACUGCUGGUCACUGCGUGUACAAGUCUAGAAAUGUUACACCACCAUGGACAAUUAUUGUGGUUGGAGGAGUGAUAAAUCUGUACGAAGCUUCGACGCGACAAGAGAAAGGCGUAGAGAAUAUCAGAAUUCAUCCAAAGUUCAAUCUUGAAAAUUUGUACAAUGACGUUGCCGUUUUGAAACUAUCGACACCCUUUAUGUUUACUCCGGAAGUUCGUAGUAUACCCUUGUCAGGCAACCCACCGGUACCUAAUACUAUUUGCCAAGUAGCUGGUUGGGGUUACACGGUAGCCGGCAUCCGGAGACCGUCAUCCGAUUUGAUGUACGUCGAUCUACCAGUUCGAAGCGAAAAAGAAUGUCGCAAACUGCUCAAAAACGUAACGGAUUUACCACCGGGAAUGAUUUGCGCUGGUUAUUUAGAGGGCGGAAGGGACGCUUGCCAAGGUGAUUCUGGCGGUGGAAUGGUCUGUAAUGGUAUUCUGACCGGUAUCGUUUCCGGUGGUCAAGGGUGUGCUCAGCCACUGUUGCCUGGGGUAUACGCAGAUGUUUUUCAUUAUUUGGACUGGAUAUUAAAUGACACAGACGUAGUGACGGUAGUGCGGAAUAACAAUAGUAGAAAUUACGGCGCAGUUAACACGUCAAGAAUUACGAUCGUGGUAGUUUCCUUUCUCUUUUGCACUGUGUUAUCAGUUACAUCUAGACCUUGA